GGAAUGAUAGUGCAGAGCCUGGGGACCGCCUCAUGCCUUACUGAUUUCUGCAGGCUCAAGAGUAAGCAGCUCUGUUCUCAAGCUAAGCUGCUCAGCAUGGAAAAUCACACAGAGCUGGUCUAUUGUAUAGUUCAGCUAGCCCGUUCUUCUCCUGAUGAUCUGAUAGCCUUUCUGCACUCUCAGCUGAAGAUUGAGAAUGAGGCUGUUCGUGUGGCAUCUCUGAAUCUGCUCAGAGCUAUUGUUGGUGCUGACUGUAAGUAACACAGGAGCAACUGUGCCAGCUGCCCUCUUGGCCGACAUGCUAAGGGUUGAGUUGGGGAUGUCCAGGGCAGGGCUGGCUUUAGGAAGUGCGGGGCCUGAUUUGUGGGGCUUGUACUCACCGGGCGGUGCCCUGAGACUUU
This is a messenger RNA of Mauremys reevesii (Reeves's turtle), 401 nucleotides long. RefSeq names its product maestro heat-like repeat-containing protein family member 2A. Lineage: Eukaryota; Metazoa; Chordata; Testudines; Geoemydidae. The coding region runs from base 4 to 261 and encodes 85 amino acids. The record is from RefSeq and is a predicted model, not a curated record. The transcript has 3 exons.